Molecule: messenger RNA, 5406 nt
Organism: Candida tropicalis MYA-3404
Lineage: Eukaryota; Fungi; Ascomycota; Pichiomycetes; Serinales; Debaryomycetaceae
Gene: MLP1
Product: Mlp1p
Exons: 1
Coding region: 1-5406 (1801 amino acids)
Biological process (GO): mRNA export from nucleus; protein import into nucleus
Cellular component (GO): nuclear pore
Molecular function (GO): structural constituent of nuclear pore
Source: RefSeq, a predicted model, not a curated record
AUGAGUGAAGAUAUUUCCAAUAAGGAUAUUAUCACUGUAGAGGAUCAAUCAGAAGAGAAACAAUUAGUUGUUGAAGAGUCUGCACAAGCAUUAGAAACAUCAGAACAACAAAUAGAAGAGUCAGCAACCACUGAACAAACACCAAUAGAAAUUGACGAUGCAGAAAAAGAUACAGAACAUCAAGAGGAUGAGAAGGAGCAACAGCAUCAGUCUGAGCAACAACAAGAAGAUCAACAGUCUGAGCAAGUACAAGAUGUGGGUAAUGAUCUGAUUCAAGAAGAUCCACAUACUUCGUUUUUACAACCACCUGCUUCAGAAAAGCAAUUUACUACUCCAUCGAAAGACUUACCAGCAUUAAAAGACAUUGAACCAAUAACUACACCAAAAACUUUUGCUGUAGCAAAAGAUGCAAUUGAAGAUCAAGAGAACUUACAUGGUGAUGGUGAUACUAACAACAACAACAACCACAACAGCCACGAUGAUUCAACUCCAAUAGUUGCAAGUUCUCCGAUGAAACAUAAUAUUUUGGCAGAUCUCGAAAUGCACAAUGAAGACACAAUUGAUGAAGACUCUUUAAGAGCAAUUUCAGGUUACUUAUCAUUGGAUGAAUCAAGUAUACGUUCCAUUAAUAAUUCAUCUGUACUUCAAGCAUUGGUAUCUAAAUCUGUUGAAUUUCAAAACAUCACUUCGGAAAAUGAAUUUCUUAAAUUGAAAUUAGAACAGAAUGCUCAGUCUAUUGGAAAGCAAUUGGACGAUUUGAAACAAAAAUAUUCUCAGUCUGAUAAUUUAGCAACCACAUUGAAGGACGAAAAGGAAAAAUUGGAAUUAAACUAUAAGCAACAGCAACAAGAGUUUGCCAACUUGAAGGAAGGAAAAGAUAAUAUUGAAAGAGAACUUUUGCAAUUGAAAACUUCAGAAUCAGCGAAAGAUGAAGAGCUUAAUAAAUUGAGAGAUGCCCAGGGACAGUUUGAAAUGGAUUUUGAACAACAAAUCAACCAAUUAUCUAGUACCAAUAUCACACAAAGUAAAAAGUUGAACGAAUUGACAAAGGAGAUUAACGAAACUAGAAACGAUAAAUUUACUUUGCAGUUAGAUUUGACCAAAGCUCAAAACGAAAUUUCGUAUCUCAGGGAUCAAAAAGAAUGGUUUGAGAAUGAGUUGAAGUCAGCCCAAUCUAGAUUUACUGAUUUGAUAAAGAAACAUGAAUCCGAAUACAUUUCUACAACAUCAAAUGUUUCAAACUUUCAAAUCAGAAAUGAAACUCUUGAAAAAUUGAAACAACAACUUGAAUCAACGGUUGAUGAUCUUAAAUCCAAGUUAGAACAAGAAAUCACUAAGUCGUCUAAAACAGAAUCCGAAUUUGAGUUGGAAAAGUCUAGAUUCCUUAAAGAAAUCACUUCAAAGGAAGAAUUGAUUGAAUUGACAAAACUUCAAUCUGAACAACGUGCUUCUAGAAUUGAACAAUUGGAAUCCUACAUCGAAGAAGUAAAAGAUAGUAUGGGGGAAACUAUUGCUUCUCUUGAGUCUCGAUUAUCAGAGGAAACUGAAAAAUUAAUGAAAGUAGAAGAAAAAUUAAGAAGAACAGAAGAGGUGUUAGAUGCUGAAUUACAUAAAGAAACAGACUUACCAAAGUUGAGCGAUUCAUCCGCGAUGAUAGCUGCUAAUGGUAUUUCAUUAUCUACUUUGUACUCAGAAUAUAAUCAUUUGAAGAAGCAGCUAGUGUUAGAAAGAUCUCAAAAGCAAAAGAUGGAAAUUCAAUUGGAAUCAUUUAUUGCUGAAUUGGAUGCCAGAAAGCCAGCAAUUGCUAAUUAUCGUGAACAAAUACAAUUUUAUGAGAAUUCCAUGAAAGAAAUGAUCGGUAAAGUUGAGACCAUCCGUUCAGAAAAAACCGAAGUGGAGAAGGAUGCCAAGAGAUUAAGAACAGUCAUCAAUGAAAAUGAAAUUGAAUUGGUGAGUUUGAAAAAACUUCUAAAAGAUUUAGGACGUCAAUUGUGUUUCUACUUGAUUCAUUCUAAGAUUCGUGACAACAAUGAAAACCCAUUAACUGCUAGUGAAAAGAGAGCUAUUGAAAAAAUUCUUGAUCAAUCAGGUAGAUCUGAUGAACAAGAAUCUGAUUCUGAUAAAUUAAUUACUGAAAGGUUAUUGGAGUUUAAAAAUAUUAUUGAGUUGAGACAAAAGAAUGAAGAGUUGUUGGUUGCUAUAAGAAACUUGUCAAGAAAGUUGGAAUCUCGUGAAGACGAAAAUAACAAUUUGGAAAGUGUUGCCAUCGAAGAAGCUAAAGAGGCUAUACUCACUUUGGAAAGCGAAUUGGAUAGUUUGAAUAUUAAGUUAGAUGCUAUUACUAAAGAAAGAGAUGCUCUUAGAUCCAUUAAUGGUAAAACUGCUACUUCCAAUACCAAUAAUAACUACCUUGUCCAAAUUAAUGAGGAUUUGAAAAAGAAAGUAGAUGACUGUGAAAGCAUUAUUAGUAAACUUAGAGAACAGUCAUCAAAGACAGUUGUUGAUUUAAAUGAAAAAUUGAGAGUAAUCACUGAUCAGAAGAAUGAGUUGUCUUUGAAAGUUUCUGUUUCUGAUAAAUCUGCUGAGUUGGCAAAUUCUAGAUUAUCGAUUGUUCAAAAAUCUUUUGAGGAUUCACGUCAAGAGUUAGAUCAAGUUAGAAAAGAAAUUAAUUUUUGGAAGCAACAAACAAGUAAACUUGAGGCUUCUUUGAUUACUAAAUCUGAACAAUUGCAUCAACUUGAAGAGACGUUAUCAUCCAAUAAAAUUGCUGUAGCAUCAUUAGAACGUGAAAGAGAAUUUAAGAACGUUAUUCAAGACUCCUUGCAAAAUGAAGUCAAUACGUUGAAACAAGACAAAACCAAGCUUAAUGAAUUUGUAUUGAAUUUGCAAUCCAUGUUGAAGGAAAGAGAAGAAUCUGCUAAAGAAAUUUCCUCCAAACUCAAUGCAUCCAUUGAUAAUUACCAAUCAUUACAUAAAAAACUUUCUGAGAAGGAAGAACGUAUUUUCAUUUUAUCAAAUCAAUCAGAGUUAUCAUUGAAAGCACAAAAUGCCAAAUUGGAACAAGUUAAUGAAAUAAGUCGACAAUUAUUGGAAACAAAGAAUAUGCUUGUGGAAAAGGAGAAUUUGGUUGAGGAAUUGAAAAAGAAACUCUCCAGCAAGAGAGAUAUUGUUGUUGCUCCAGUAGCAACCGGUGUACCAGCCGGUGGAUCUACUGCUUCUAAUAACGAAAGUAAUAAUAACAACCUUGAAAUCCAACAAUUGAAAGAGGAUUUGAGAAUUGCUGAAUCUCAAGUAGAUGAAUUGACAAACCUUGCCAAGGCUAGUGAAACAACUUUGAUUAAUGCAACAACUUCAUUUGAGCAGUACAAACAUGAUUCUGAAUCCAAAUACCAAUCAUUGAUUAAAGAGAAGGAGUCCCUUGAAGAAGAAGUUAAGAGAGUUAAUGAGUUGUACCAAACCACAACCAAUAACCUUGAACUUGCCAAGACUGAACACCUUGCUGAAUUAAACAAUUUGAAGCUGCAAUUGAAUGAAUUUAGGUAUAAGUCAGAUCAAUAUGAUGCGUUGGAUAAGGAUUACAAGGAAAAGUUGGAAUCUAUACGUAAAGAUUUACAAGAACAAGUCAAGUUAGCCAAUGAGAGUCAUAACAAAUAUCUGAUUGAAUUAAACAAGAAUGUUACCUUAAGCGAACAAAUUAGUGGUUUGAAAGAUAAGCUUGAAGUAAAAGAGGUCGAAAUUAAAAAUUUGGCGGAAGAAGUCAAGAUUACCAAGAAAUCUGUUGAAGAACAAAAGGAUAAGUUGGCUGUUGAAAAAUCACAAAUUGAAACAGACUUGUCGAUGUCUAAUAAUAAGAUUUCAGAAUUAAAGGAACAAAAUGACUUGUUAUUGAAUCAAUUAGAAUUGACAAAGCAGUCUGUAAAUGGGGGAUCAACUGGAUCUGAGAAUGUUGAUGACCUUAGACAAGUUAUUAAUUAUUUACGUCGUGAAAAAGAUAGUAGUGAUGCUAAGUUAUUAGUUGCCACACAUGAAAACCAAGAAUUGAAGAUUAGAUUGACAAAUGUGGAGAACCAGAUUGCUGCAACUAGUUCUACAUUUAACAACAGUACUAGCGUCAUUAAUUUGGAUGCCAAAGUACAGGAGCAAAAGGAGUUAAGUUCUCAAUUAGAACAAAUGAAUAUCCUUAAAGAAAGUAAUAAUAACUUGAGACAAGAAAAUAGCAAGUUAGUUGAAGAAAUUGGUAAGCUUCAUAGCGAAGUUGAUAAUCUUAGAAAAGAAUUGGAUCCUUUGAAGGCUACCAAUAAUAAAUUGACUACAGAGCUCGAGUUUGCUGAACAAAAAGUCAAGUUAAUUGAAGAAGAAAAUCAAAGAAUCAAGACUUCAGCUACCAGUACUGAUGAGGAAAAAGUUGAGGAAGCAAAGAAAUUGCACGAUUCUGUGCAAAAAAUGCAAGAACAGAUGAGUCGAUUGAAAGAAAAAGCUAACCAAAGAGUUCUUGAAAAACUGGCGAUUAUAACUGAAAAGGAUGCCAAUAUUCAAGAGUUGAACAAGAAAAUUCAAGAAUUGAAUAACAAAAUUGAGGAGUUGGGUAAAUCGACCAAGGUCAGUGAUGAAUCCAAGGAUCAAAUUAACAAAUCAAAAGAACAGAUUGAUGAAUUGAAUAAGAAAUUAACAAGCGUUAGUGAAGAUUUGAAAAAAGUGGUUCAAGAAAAGAAUGACUUGAUAAAGAAAUUAUCAGACUUGGAAUCAAAUUUACGUAAUCAAUUUGAAAAAGAAAAACAAGAACUUUCAAAAACUUUGCAAAGUUCUAAAGGAAGUGAUUCCACUGUGAAUAAAGAUUUACAAGAAAACUAUAAUUCCUUACUUGAUCGAUUUGUACAAGAAAAGAAGCAAUUUGAAUCGGAAUUGGAAACAACAAAGGCAAAGACAAGAGAGGAAGUUGAAAAGAAGUAUGAACUCAAGUUGAAAAUGUUGACACGAAAGGUUGACAAGUAUGAAAAAGCAAUGAAGAAUACAACACCAGCAACGGUACCAGCAAAACCACCUAUCGCUACUGGUACUCCUACAUUAGCCACUCCCGGCCAAGCAUCAUCUGGUCUUGUCACGGCUGCCACCCCUGCUGCAAAAUCAACAUCUGGCUCGCCAAUUUUAGCAGGUAAACCUGUUGCUAGACCAGUUGGACACCCAGGAAAUGAAUCUACGUUAACCGUUCAUAGACCAGGUCCAACCCAUCCAUUCAAUGAAUCUACAUUGACCGUGCAUCGUCCGGCUGUUUCCAAAACUGAGCCUAAAAAAUUUAGUCCAUCUCCAAAUGUUUCAAAUACUGGUGGUAAUGGGCAACAAGAGUCAAGAAAGAGAACCAAUGAAAAUCAACAACAUAGACCACAAGUUAAAAAAGCCAAAGAUUAG